Colletotrichum higginsianum IMI 349063 is the source of this 7989-nucleotide messenger RNA. Its product is annotated as Beta-ketoacyl synthase. The transcript has a single exon. Lineage: Eukaryota; Fungi; Ascomycota; Sordariomycetes; Glomerellales; Glomerellaceae. The record is from RefSeq and is a predicted model, not a curated record. Gene Ontology annotation, molecular function: phosphopantetheine binding; 3-oxoacyl-[acyl-carrier-protein] synthase activity; hydrolase activity. The coding region runs from base 1 to 7989 and encodes 2662 amino acids. Gene Ontology annotation, biological process: secondary metabolite biosynthetic process; fatty acid biosynthetic process.
AUGUCAGCGACGCAAGGGCCGCCUACACUCCUGGUCUUUGGACCGCAGACCUCGCUCCCCUCGGACGAGGUGCUGGCCGAUGUGCGGAGCGAGCUAGUCGGCAACCACAGCCUCUCCGCUCUGUGCAACGCCGCGGUCCACCUGCCGCGGUUCUGGGACCGGCUCGUCGCGUCCGACCCGAGCCUGCGCCCCGUCCCCGGCGCUGAGCAACUCGCUCGGCUCGCCCGGUGGAUCGAGCACGGCGGCUCGCUGCUUGCCCACCACGCCCAGGGCCCCGUGCCCAACCACCUCGCUCUUGCUGUCACUCUGCUGGUCCAGAUCGCGCAGUACGCGCGCUAUCUCGGCCACCUGGGCGAUGCUGCCCGACGGCGGGGCGGGCCCGGGCCCGGGGCCGCGGACGCCCAGCUCGACAUAAUCUCCGCCGUCGGCGGCCCCGGCAGCGGCGGCAUCCAGGGGUUCUGCGUCGGCCUCCUGAGUGCCGUGGCCGUGGCCAGCGCGGACGGCGAGUCCGGCCUGGGACCCGCGGCGGCGGUGGCGCUCCGGCUGGCCGUGUGCGUCGGCGCCUACGUCGACCUCGACGGCGUCUUUGCGCCAGACACAAGCCGCACGCUGUAUUCGUGCGUGGCCGUGCGGUGGAGGGAGGGCGAGCAGGUCGACGUCGGGAAGCUGGUCGGAUCGUAUUCACAAGUGAGUCAUCUGAGCAGCCUCUUCUUGAUCCUCACUCAGUUCGCAAGCACCCUGCUGACAUCAAAACGCUGCGAGCAGGCCUACAUAUCAAGCAUCAACGACGAAACCUGCGUGACGGUCACGCUGCGUGAUGUGGACUCGGACGAGUUCGCCUCGAAUGCCCGUGGCCUGGGCCUUCGUGUGCAGCUCGUCCAAGGCGUCCAGGGACGCUUCCACACCGCCGCUCACAAGCACAACGUGGACAAGCUCAUGAGGAUGGUUCAACGCCAGAAGGAACUGCAGUUCCCGCCCCCGCAGGGCCUUGUGCGCUCCACAAUCGACGGCGCGGUCAUUUCCCAGCAUAGAGGAGAUGGGGAUGAGGCCUUCCAGUCAACGCGACUGGUCUUGGAGAGCGUGCUGGUGAGCACAGCAGACUGGUACGCAACGCUCAAGGCAUCCAUCCAGAGCAUGAUGUCGGCCACGGCCAACCAAAAGACGACGGUCGUCGCAGUUGCGGGACUCGAAAGCAUCCUGCCGGCGUCUGUCGUCCAGUCAUUCCGCGUCCUCCCGCUCGGCAAGCUACUCCAAGGGAAGGCGAGCAAGGUUAACGGCACAAACGGCAUCAAUGGCACAAACGGAAUCAUCAGCGGAGCUCACAUGGAGCAGGAAAUCCACAUCGCGACAGCCGACGACGGGGACCUGUCCCAGUACCCACGGCACUCGGUCGCCAUCGUCGGCAUGGCCGGGCGCUUCCCCGGCGCCGACUCGGUCGACGAGCUCUGGGAGCUGCUGGCGGCGGGCAAGAGCACGGCCGAGGCGGCGCCCGUCGAGCGCCUGGGGCUGCCGCGGACGGGCGAGCACGCUCAGACAAAGACAAGGUGGUGGGGCAACUUCCUGCGCGACCCGACGGCCUUUGACCACCGCUUCUUCGGCAAGUCGUCACGCGAGGCCGCCGCCUGGGACCCCCAGCAGCGCGUCAUGCUCGAGGUCGUCUACGAGGCCCUCGAGGCGGCCGGCCACUUCGGCCCCGCGCCCCGUCGGUCUGCGCAGCCCACGGACUUUGGCGUCUACGUGGGCGCCGUGCUCAGCAACUACUACGACAAUCUGUCGUGCCACCCGGCCACGGCCUACGCGACGCAGGGCACGACGCGCUGCUUCGUCAGCGGCAGCGUCAGCCACUACUUCGGCUGGACGGGCCCCGCGCUGACUAUCGACACGGCCUGCUCGAGCUCGCUCGUGGCCCUCAACGCGGCGUGCCGGGCGAUCCGCUCCGGCGAGUGCUCGCGGGCCGUCGCCGGCGGCGCAAACGUCAUCAGCAGCCCCUUUGACUACCGCAACUUUGCGGCCGCCGGCUUCCUGAGCCCGACGGGCCAGUGCAAGCCCUUUGACGAGGCGGCCGACGGCUACUGCCGGGGCGAGGGCGUGGCCGCCGUGGUGCUCAAGCGGCUCGACGACGCGCUGCGCGACGGCGACACGGUCCACGGCGUCGUCGUCGGCUCGGCGGCCAACCAGAACCACAACGCCAGCCACAUCACGGUGCCGCAGCCCGAAUCGCAGGUGGCGCUGUACCGCGACGUCAUGCGGCAGGGCGGCGUCGCGCCCGGCGACGUCUCGUACGUCGAGGCGCACGGCACGGGCACCCAGGUCGGCGACCCCGUCGAGGUGCGCAGCAUCCGCCGGGCUUUUGGCGGGCCGGCCCGCGAGGACACGCUGCACUUUGGGUCCGUCAAGGGCAACAUUGGCCACACCGAGGCAACGGCCGGCGUCGCGGGCCUGGUCAAGGUGCUGCUCAUGUUGCGCCAUGGCCGCAUCCCGCCGCAGGCGAGCCACACCAAGCUGAACCCGAAGCUGGGGCCGCCGCUCGAGGACGACAAGAUGGCGAUCCCGCAAUCCCUAGUGGACUGGCAAGCGGGCCCCGGGCUGCGACGGGUGGCCUGCGUCAACAGUUACGGCGCGGCCGGGAGCAACUCGGCCGCCCUCAUCCGUCAGGGACCGGCCCAGCUGACGCCGGCGGCAAGUCUGGUUCAGCUGGCCAAGUAUCCGCUCGUUAUCUCGGCCAACUCGGCCAACAGCCUCGCCAGGUACUGCAAGAAGCUGCUUGGCUGGCUGAAGAAGGAGGCGGCGGCAGCGUCGACAGCCCCGGAUGCCCUGCUGUCUUCUCUCACGUUCAACCUGGCCGACCGAGCCAAUCUCGUGCUGCCCUUCCGCCUGGCGACGACGGUGACCAGCCUUGACGACCUGCAGGAGAAGCUCACAGCGGCCGCGGCGGGAACCGACUCCGACACGACUAGCCCGCCGCCGCCGCCGCCGCCACCGUCACAGAGCAAGCCCGUCGCCGUGCUCGUGUUCGGCGGGCAAGAGAGCAACUUCAUCGGGCUUUCCGAGGUCUCGUACCACACGUCCAAGGUCUUCCGCCGCCACCUCGACGCCUGCAACGACUUGCUUCUCUCAGAGGGCCGCACCGGGCUCUUCCCUACAGUGUUCCAGCGCGAGCCGGUACAGCGCCUGGCGGCACUGCAUGCGGGCCUGUUCGCCGUGCAGUACGCGUCGGCCGCCUCAUGGCUGGACAGCGGGCUCGAGGUGGGCGCCGUCGUGGGCCACAGCUUUGGCCAGCUGACGGCCCUCUGCGUCUCGGGCGUGCUGUCCCUCGCCGACGCUCUGAGGCUGGUGGUCGUGAGGGCCGAGAUCAUGGAGAAGCACUGGGGCCUGGAGCGAGGCACUAUGCUGUCUGUGAGGGCGGACCGCGAGACCGUCCAACAGGCUCUGGGCCCACUGCAGGGCAACGGGUAUGCCGAGAUCGCGUGCUACAAUGGUCCCGAGAGCCACGUCGUCGUCGGCUCGGCUGGCACUAUCCAGCUUCUCGAGAAGCACUUCAGCGAGUCGUCGAUCCGCACCAAGAGGCUCGACGUCACGCAUGGUUUCCACUCCAAGUUCACCGAGCCGAUGCUGGAGCACAUCUCGGCCCUGGCCAAGGAGCUGGAGUGGCGUCGUCCGGCCAUCCACCUGGAGACGUGUGAUGAGGUCCAGCGCCAGGCGGACCCCGACUCCGAAAUGGUGGCGAGCCACACCCGGCGCCCGGUUUUUUUCCAGCACGCAAUCGAGAGGCUCGCCACGCGUUUCCCGCAGGGCACAUGCGCCUGGCUCGAGGCGGGCCGCGGAUCCUCCGUCAUGCAGCUCGUCCGGGGCUGCGUGGCUGGCUCCAAGCAGUCGCAGCCGCUGUUCCUUUCGCCUCAGCUCGCGUCCACAUCGACAGACGCGCUGGCAUCUCUCGCUGACAGCACCGUCGAGCUUUGGAGGCGCGGUCUCGCCGUGCAGUACUGGGCCUUCCAUCGCAGCCAGAAGCCCGAGUUUGGCUAUCUGAGCCUGCCGCCAUACCAGUUCGAAAAGACGCGCCACUGGCUGCCCUUUACCGGGAGGGAGCCAGAGGUCAGCGAAAAGGGGGGGGUGGAAGCCAAGUCUGCGCAUCUACAAGGAGGAGGAGAGGGAGCUCAUGAGACGCAAGAGCUCCUCACCAUCCGCCAUCGUGCAGACGACGAAGCUGUAUUCCGCGUCCAUCCGCAAUCCGACCGCUUCCAGGCCGUUGUGGGCGGCCACGUCAUGAGUGGACAGGCACUCGCGCCGGCGUCGCUGUAUUUUGAACUGGUUGCGCGCGCGGCACUCUUCCUCGCGGAUGACGUCGCGGCGACCAUGUACGUGCCGGUCGUCGACGACCUGACCAUGAUGUCGCCGAUCGGACGGGACACGGGCACAGAAAUCACGCUGAAGCUGAAGCGGAAGCGGAGGACCGAGGAUAACGGAGACGGGGGGCCCGCGUGGUCCUUCUCCUUCGCCACACGGCAGGUCUCGUCCUCGUCUGCAUCCGUUGCCAACCCGGCUGCUGAAAAGUCCACCGGUACGGUGCUUCUCCGUAGACGCUCCGACGACCGUGCCGCGCGGGCCUUCGCACGCCUCGAGGCGUUGGCGGGCCACGGCCGCCGCGUCGCCGAGCUGCUCGCGAGUCCGGACGCAGAGUCCAUGCGCGGCCGACGGACAAUAUACCGGGCCUUCUCCGCCGUGUGCGACUACGGGCCGUCGUUCCAGCGUCUCGACUACGUAUCCUGCGUGGGCAGAGAGGCCGCGGCCACGGUGCGCGCGACGCCCGACACCUCGGCGCCGGCCGACCAGCGCCUGUGCGACGCGCACACGGCCGACGUGCUGAUGCAGGCCGCCGGCCUCCUGGCCAACUACUUCAACAACGCCAGCGCGGAGCACAUCCUGGUGUGCAACAACAUCGAGCGCAUCGAGGUGGGCGGCGGCUUCGACCCGGCCGCCGGCGAGUGGCGCGUCCUGGCCACCCUGACCAGCGGCGGCGAGGACGUCGGAGGCCACGGAGUCGUCAAGGAGGCCUCGGCGGACCUGUAUGUGUUUGACGCGCGGACGGACAGGAUGGUCAUGGCCUUCUCUGGCUUCCGGUUCUCGCGCAUGCCGCGGGCUCUGUUGGCGCGCCUGCUGCAGGGCGUAAACAAGACAGAUGCGGCGGGGGCGAAGUCGUCAGUGUCUGCGUCCGACGCCCUCGUACAGGGAGCGCAUGUGACCGAUCCCCGCGUCACGGCCGCUUCUGCGUCCAAAAAGGCAAAGUCGGCCGGGCCCAGCAAGCGUCAAGAGCUGUUACGCAUCCUGGCCAGUGUCACCGACAGACCGAUCGGCGAGAUCAUGGGCGAGGCGACGCUGGACGAUCUCGGCGUUGACUCUCUCAUGGCCAGCGAGGUGCUCAACGACAUCCGCACGGGGCUGGGCCUGACCAUUGACCUGUCCACCUUCCUCUUCUUUGCCGACGUCGACGUCCUGGCCCAGUAUGUGGACGAGCAGCUGGGCCUCGGCGGUGCUGCUGGCGACACCGGGAAUAGCGAUGUUGGCGAGGACAUCGACGACGGCAGCAACCCGUCGGCAGUAGCUGCUUCGCUGGCUGACUCUGGUAUCGCCGACGUUGGCUCCUCGGGAACAACGUCUCCGCCAGCCGAGAAGCCGACGGCCGUCGAAAUCGCCCGCCCUCCCAUGCCCGCCCUCAGCAACGCGCUCGAUGCCUUUCGCGAGACCCGGCUCAACUACGAUGACCUGGCCAGGGACGCCCAGGCGCUCGGCUUCUGGACCGACGCGUACCCGCAGCAGAAGCGGCUGGUGCUCGCCUACGUCGUCGAAGCCUUCGCGCGGCUCGGCUGCGACCUCGCUGCCCUGCAGGCCGGCGAGACGGUGCCGCGGGUGCAGGGCACGCUGGACCGCCACGCGCGGCUCGUGCGGCAGUUCUUCCGCAUUCUCGAGGACGGCGGCCUCAUACAGGGAUCCUCGUCCUCCCUGACCCCCUCGUUCACGCGGACGGCUGCGGCGCUGGACCUGGCCCCGGCGGAGGCCGUCUUUCACGACAUCAUCGACCUCCACCCGCCGCACGCAACCGUCAACAAGCUCGUGCGCGCCGUCGGGUCCGAGCUCGCUGCCUGCCUGACGGGCGAGAAGGACGCCCUGCAGAUCCUGUUUGGCGACCCGGCCACCAAGGCGGUGCUCGAGGACGUGUACGACAGGUGGCCGCUCUUCCGCGCGCCAGGAUGGGUGCUGGGAGACUUCGUGGAGCGGGCGCUGACAGCAAAAUCCUCCGCUUCCACUGGCGACGGAAGCGGCGGCAAGUUCCGCAUCCUCGAGGUCGGUGCCGGCACGGGCGGCACGACAAAGGUCGUGGUCGAGCGGCUGCGCAGCCUGGGCGUCCCCUUCGAGUACGUCUUCACCGACAUCUCGGCCUCCCUCGUCGGCACCGCGGCCAAGCGGGCCGAGUUCGCGGACCUCGCCGGCGACGGCAAGAUGCGCUUCAAGGUCCUGGACAUUGAGCAGCCACCCAAGCCCGAGGACGUGGCGGCGUACCACAUCGUGCUGGCCUCGAACGCGAUACAUGCGACGCGCGACUUGGGCACGUCGCUGCGGCACCUGCGGGCCAUGCUGAGCGACGACGGCGCCCUGACCCUUCUCGAGAUCACCCGCAACAUGUCCUGGCUCGACGUCGUGUUCGGCCCGCUCGAGGGCUGGUGGCGCUUCGAGGACGGGCGCUCGCACGCCAUCGUCGACGAGCGACACUGGAAGCGCGUCAUCAAGGCCGCCGGCUUCGCGGCCGUCGAGUGGAGCGACGGCGAGUCGCCCGAGUCCAAGACGGUGCGGCUGAUCGGAGCGUUCCCGACGGCCCCCAAGACGACCACACCCGGCGGAGGCGCCGCCAGGAAGCCCGAGGGCUACGGCGCCAAGGCGGUCAUGGAGACGGUUGUGUACAAGAAGGUGGGCGACCUGGAAAUCCACGCCGACGUGUACUGGCCCGUCGCCGACGGCCCGCCGGACCCCAAGCCCCGGCCCGUCGCCCUCAUGGUCCACGGCGGCAGCCACAUCAUCUACUCGCGCAAGGACGUCCGCCCCGCGCAGACGCGCCUCCUGCUCGCGCGCGGCUUCCUCCCCGUCAGUGUCGACUACCGCCUCUGCCCGGAGCUGACGCUGGCCGACGGGCCCAUGGCCGACGUGUGCUCGGCGCUGGCGUGGGCGCGCGACAUCCUCCCGGGCCUCGACUCGCCCGCCCGCCCCGCCGGCGUCGUCGUCGACGGCGCCCGCGUCGCUGCCAUUGGCUGGUCCUCGGGCGGCAUGCUGGCCCUGUCGCUGGCCUGGACGGCGCCCGCGCGCGGCCUGCCGCCCCCCACCGCCGUCCUGGGCUUCUACUGCCCGACCGACUACACGGACAAGUGGUGGACGACGCCCAUCGACAUACCCGGCGCCGCGAGCUCGGGCCUCGCCUUCGACGUGCUCGAGGGCGUCCACGAUGCGCCCCUGACUAGCUACGGCGUCAUCGGCGCCCACGCGGCCCUGCCGGACCCGCGCAUCCUCGAGGACGCGCGCUGCCGCAUGAUCUUGCACAUGAAUUGGAAGGCCCAGACCCUGCCCUUCAUCGUCGACGGCCUCCCGACCCGUGCUGCCGCCGACCGCGACGACGAGGCCGCCGGGGCCGGCCGCGUCACCGACUGGAACGCGGCGCCGCAACCCGACCUCGACCGCGUCCGCGCCGUUAGUCCGCGCGCCCACGUCGAGGCCGGCACGUACGCGCCCGUGCCCACGUUCCUGGUCCACGGCACCGGCGAUGACCUAAUCCCGUGGCGCCAAAGCCAGGACACGUACGACGUGCUCGUAGCCCGCGGCGUGCCGGCCGGCCUCGCGCUCGUCGAUGGCGCUGCCCAUAUUUGCGACCGGAGCAGCGACCCGGAGUCCGACGGCUGGAAAGCUGUAUUGAAAGCUUAUACUUUCCUUAGUAAAUAUGUACUCUAG